This is a messenger RNA of Pterocles gutturalis (yellow-throated sandgrouse), 1085 nucleotides long. It is a transcript of the gene UBE2I, whose product is annotated as ubiquitin-conjugating enzyme E2I. Gene Ontology annotation, cellular component: nucleus. The record is from RefSeq and is a predicted model, not a curated record. Bases 11 to 487 code for a protein of 158 amino acids. The transcript is spliced from 6 exons. Gene Ontology annotation, biological process: protein sumoylation. Gene Ontology annotation, molecular function: SUMO conjugating enzyme activity. Lineage: Eukaryota; Metazoa; Chordata; Aves; Pterocliformes; Pteroclidae.
GACUCUGAAUAUGUCUGGCAUAGCUCUUAGUAGACUUGCACAGGAGAGAAAAGCCUGGAGAAAAGACCAUCCAUUUGGAUUUGUAGCAGUACCUACCAAAAAUCCAGAUGGCACAAUGAAUCUAAUGAACUGGGAGUGUGCUAUUCCAGGAAAGAAAGGGACGCCAUGGGAAGGAGGCUUAUUUAAACUACGGAUGCUUUUCAAGGAUGACUACCCUUCUUCACCCCCAAAAUGUAAAUUUGAACCACCAUUAUUCCACCCAAACGUGUAUCCUUCAGGCACAGUGUGUCUCUCCAUCUUAGAGGAGGAUAAGGACUGGAGGCCAGCAAUCACAAUUAAACAGAUCUUGUUAGGAAUACAAGAACUUCUAAAUGAACCAAAUAUUCAAGACCCAGCUCAAGCAGAGGCUUACACAAUUUACUGCCAAAACAGAGUGGAAUAUGAAAAGAGGGUUCGAGCACAAGCCAAGAAGUUUGCACCAUCAUAAGCAUCUGUCAUGCAGCAUCUUAAAAAGGAAGGGAUUGAUAUGGCAAGAACUUGUUUACAAAACUUUUGCAAAAUCUAAUGUUGCUAUGUACAAUUAAUAUCCACUUAGGGAAGGGGGUUGUAUUUGUGCCAUUUUCCAUAUUCGCCACUUGUACACAGUUCUAAAUUUGCUGAAUUGCCCCCAGUUUUUUCAUACAGGGUCUCUUCCUUCAGUCUUUUGUAUUUUUGAUUGUUAUGUAAAACUUGCUUUUAUUUUAAUAUUGAUGUCAGUAUUUCAACUGCUGUAAAAUUAUAAACUUUUAUACUUCUAUAAAUUCACUAGUAUCUCUAGUUACUUUGCUAUCUGAUGCAGGCAUGCUUUAAAAUGUUAGAACUAUAUUUAGCCUAUAGCUGGCUGUAUGAAAAAAAAAUCAUGCCCUCCACCCCCUUCCCUCCCUGAAUUUGUUUUUCUAUCUUUCAGAAACUAGGUUGUUAUUGCUUAAGAACCUCUGAGAUCCAAAGUCAGCCAGCGUCCUUAUUUCUGCAUCACUUCCUUUGUGUUUAUAUGGCGUUCUGUCUGUGUUGCUGUUUAGAGUAAAUAAACUGUUUAUAUAAAGGGC